CCGCGCGGCCGCCCCGCGCCCGACAGAGGGCGGGCUAUGGCUGGAGCACAGCCGGGAGUGUGGGGCCGCACGGCGGGAGCCGGGCAGGGCAGGGGGUAGCGGUUCGGAGGAGCUGGCGGCCGCGAGGAGCCGCGUUGAGGCGUCGUGUCCAGCCUCCGCUUCGGAGCGCUGCGUAGCAGGCACCUGGAGCGGCCGAGCCUGGGGGCUCGGGAGCCCGGAGCCGGGCUGGGAGCUGUGAUCACCGGAGGGAGCUGGGGCCCUGAUCGCUGAGGUCCAGCUCGGGGCCCUUCGUCCGAGCUGCUCGGUCACCUGCUUGUCUUCUGAGGCGCAGCCCUUCUGCUGCCCGUCUUUCGUGUCGGAGCAUCCUCACGGCCGGGCUGCCAGGAUAUUCUCAGCAUUUUGAUAUUACUUCUGACAGGCAUGAGUCCUGCGUGCCUAUUCUGAGUUGUGGAGUUGAAACGAGAUGCAGACAGGAAGCUGAGGAGGUUUGCAAAUGCACCAUCCCAACAGGCAUAAAAAGAAGCCUGUGGGUGGGACCCCAAAUCAUCAUCGUCCUCUUCAUCAUCUUGGUGGUCAAUGUUGCUGCUUGCUGGCUUGAGACUGACUUCUGGAUGAGUGCAUUAACACUCCCCAUCCCUUCUCCAGUGCUGCAGGCUGACACUGGAACUCCUCAAAACAGAUGUCCAAAAUAGACUGACAGUGCUCUAUGGUGUCCCUGUGCUGUGUAUCCAUGGCAUGUUCAUGGCUGGAUAACUAUGGAUGCUGUUACAACAUAGACUUCCAAUGAGCAAGGACAUGAAGCCUUUCGGGAAGGCUUUCAAGUGGAAGAGCUAGUAGACUGCUCUGAAGUCGACACGAACUUCUGUGACUAAAAGAACAAGGAGGACCUGUGAUAGGGAGAAAGUGUUUUCAGAUAUCUGAAUUAAAUCUCAGCAGUGCUUUUCUGCCAUCUGCUGCAGAGCAGAAGAUUAUCAGACAUGUCAAUAGCACUGAAGCAAGUCUUUAAUAAGGAUAAGACUUUUCGUCCAAAACGCAAGUUUGAACCAGGAACCCAGAGGUUUGAGCUACAUAAAAGAGCGCAGGCCACUCUGCACUCAGGUGUGGACUUGAAAGCAGCUGUACAGUUGCCCAGGGGAGAAGACCAAAAUGACUGGGUGGCUGUCCAUGUUGUUGACUUCUUCAACAGGAUCAACCUCAUUUAUGGAACUAUCUGUGAGUUCUGCACGGAGAGGACCUGCCCAGUGAUGUCUGGAGGCCCUAAGUAUGAAUACCGGUGGCAGGAUGACAUGAAAUACAAGAAGCCUACAGCACUGCCAGCACCACAGUACAUGAAUCUCCUCAUGGACUGGAUUGAGAUGCAAAUCAACAAUGAGGAUAUAUUUCCUACAAGUGUAGUUCUAGGGCCUCAACACAAAAAGGACAUGGACCUGUUGGAGUAUCAGAGUUAUCAGAGGGCUGGAGCACCUCCUCUACAAGGAUGGGCUGACAGAGGUGUUCCCUUUCCAAAGAACUUCCUUCAGAUCUGCAAGAAGAUACUUUGCCGGCUUUUUCGGGUAUUUGUUCACGUCUACAUUCAUCAUUUUGACCGUAUCAUCCUCAUUGGGGCCGAGGCCCACGUCAAUACCUGCUACAAGCAUUUUUAUUACUUUGUGACAGAGCUCAACCUGAUAGACCGCAAAGAACUAGAGCCUUUGAAGGAGAUGACAACCAGGUUGUGUCACUGAAGCCACUCACUGAAGAAAACGUGUCCAGUUUCGUCCUUGCUGCGGAGUUCCAGAACGCAGCAGCCCUUGCAGAAUGAGUCUGCUUUCAAUCCAAGAAAGCAGAAAAGAUGGGAACUGCAGUUACUUUCACAAAAGUUUUCCACUACUGUCAGUGUUCCUAACCCAGAGUGUGCUGCUAGGAACGUCAUCUGAGCAACGUGGAUUGCUGAGGGAAAGAAGUAUUGACUUCAUAUUAAUCCUAGCUCCUUCAUUAGGGAUGAGAACCUCUUCAGCCUCAAGUAAUGACUGACCAUAUUCCUGCUGCUAAAGCUCGCUGAAAUUCAGGUCCCUGGGCUGACCUCCAGAUCCACUGUAUUCAAAUGAAACUAUUACUAGCUGAAAUGUUGUUUUCUUUUUAUUUUGUUCCUUGGUUUGUGCUUUGUUUCCUAAAUGAAGUGGAAUAUGAAGUCAGUCUGGAGUUACAGAAGACUUACAGCCCUGAACAUCUCCUGUCUGUCCCUUGGCCAUUCAAGGCUUGGCCACUGUUCCCAAAUGCCAGAGAGCCUUGUGUUUCCAGGAACACAGCCCCAUCCUUUUGAUGAUCGUAGAAUCAUAGAAUUGUGUUGGAAGGGACCUUGAGAGGUCAUGUAGUCCUACUCUCCUGCAAUGAACAGAAACAUCUGUGAGGACAUCAGGUUGCUUCCAGCCCGAUCUAGCCUGACCUUACUGACCUGAUCAGCAGCUUGUGCUUCACUGCAAUUCCUAAUGGGGUGACAGAGGGUCAGCCUCUGAUCUCAGCUACAUGAGCAGAAUCCAGACACAGCUCUGCAGUGUUGAUGUCCUGUCUUCAAAUUCUUACUGUGACUGACAGCAAAUCUGCUCAGUGUUUCUGCAUUACAUAAGAAUGCAACUAUAUUGUUGGCAUUUUCCUGAAACACCUCAUGAAGUCCACCAAUGCAUCAUGUAGCCUGAUGUCCUAUGAUCCCCUUAGAGGAAGGACAGCUUUCAUUCAAACAAAUAUUUAGGCUUUUCAGGAGAAAAUAAAUUUAAUUUUGGUAUUUGGUAAAUGUGAGAAAGAUGCAGUACAGAUGAGUAGUGUAGCAAUCAGGCCAGGAGGGACUGAACAGAGGACUCUUCUGCAUCUGAACUGUGUUCAGCAGCGUGGCCUUAUUUCCACACUGGAGAAUAUUUCUCCACAGUUCUCAGUUGAAUUUAACACAUUGGUGAACAGCCUGGAGGGAUGUAAACACAGUAAAUCCAGUCUUCUGUGUCAAAUAUACCCUGAUGAAAGGCUUUCUUUAAAAACAAACAAACAAAAAAAAAUUUUUAAAAAAAAGCAAUAUUUACCAGAUCGCAGGAGAAAUAUAACUGAAUAAAUGGGGAUCAAUGUAUUCUGUGCCUUCUGAUGAAUUUUGCACAUUUUUGUUAUUGUGAAAGAUUACUCUUUCCUUUUUAAGUGAUGAACCCUGUUGCUGCCUUCCCUCAGUGAGUUAGGUAUGUUUUCUUCUUCUGAGAUGUUAUCAGAAGGAAAUCUCAUGGAGUAUCCAGUGAAUGGAACAUUAGAAAUAGAGGUGUAGCAGCAAUUAAGAAUAACCACAAUCCUUUUGUAGUUCAUGCUGUGGUGUGUUCUAACUUGCUCGCUUGCUUGCUUGCUUAAAAUAGAGCUCAUAAAUGUUAGUGAUCUGUUCUUGGUGGGAGAAAUGGCUUUUGUCUGUGAACACUCAGCACAACUAGGUGGAGACUUUUCUGCAUCUUUAGAAUGACACAAGGAGUGUUAUCCUUGGCUUUCAGGGAACUAGGCUGAAGUGUCCUUCCUCUUUCGGUGGUCUUUUCAGUUAGGUUAAUUCUUUGUGGGUUGCACAACAUAACACUUCUGGGGUGCUGGCACUCGGCAGGAUAUAACCAUCUUGUGGAAUUCAUUGCCAUAGCUACUGCUGAGCUUAGCUGCUUCAUUUUAGAUGUGAUGAUAAAUGUUGUUGCACGAGUAUGAGUGGAAUUACAGCCUUGAUUACGUCUGAAAGGGUUUCUUAUACCUUUCUCCAAAGCCUGUUAGAGCUGGAGCUGUAGUUGAUACGGGGUUCUUGAACCUCACUGUUGCCAGUUCCCAUCCUCUGUUCCUAUGGCUGGACAGUGCUGCAGUGCUCUGGAUUAAAGAUUAACAUAAAGGUCAAAGUGCCAUUGCAGAAAUUGAAGAAUAGUGUUUAAUACAUAAAAUGAUCUGUCCUUUAGUUUGUUAUGGUACUCACCGUAUGCUGUUUUGAGUCUAAUUACUGUAGUGAUGUCUGGAAAAGCAGCAGAGUUUGUUCCCAUUUACUUUGAAUUACUUUUGAAUAACCUUAUAAAUGCAUUAAUCUCAGCGUGUUUGCGAAAGUUCUUUGUUGGAAUGUGUUUAUUUUUCUAAAAUCAUUUUUCAGUUUCCUAUACUCCAGUGCUUCCUGAUCUAGCACAAAUUACAAGGAGGGAAAAUGCAGUGUGGAACCAUAGAGGACACGAGUUGGCCAUGGCCAAAAUCCUGACGAGUCUUAAUUGGAAAAGGCAUUCCAACCCAGGAGCUGAACCACCAAUUGAUUCACUUGGUUUGGUCGUUUGAUAGGGAAAAGGUGGAGCUUUGCUCCAACUUGUAUUUUCUCUGUGAGUACUGAGCUCUUUCUGUUGGCCCCACUGGUGUGACAGGCACUGGCCCAAGUCCUGUGCGUAGGUAAUAGGGCAGAGGCUUUCUGGCACCCUCUUCACUUUACAUCUGUACCAGGCAAAAUGCGGUGUGGUGCCUGGGCAUCACAAAUCCAUUGAGCUCUGUUUGCUGUGGAAAAUACCAAAAGCCGUAUUGAAACUUGCUAAAUGAUGAAAUAAACUUCCUCCAGAUGGCAGGGUUGAGCCCUCGGCCAAGUGUUUUCCAGCAGGUACUGCUUUCACCACAGAGGAGUCCUGCCAUGGCCUCGCCAUCCUGUGCCACAGGCCAUCUCUCCAUUCCCCAUGCUUGGUAUUUGAUAUCUCGUUAUGAAUAACAUCUGGAACAUGGCAUCGCUACUUGAAUGUGUCUGGUUACUCUUCUCCUGGACGAAAGAGGGGCAGCAGCCUGUUGGAUCCAGAUCUGAGGGAUUCCAGCUUUAUCAGCAAUCUGCUUGAGGCCACAUCCAGAUGACUCUUGUUUUGGGUGUUGAUCACAGGUCCUGAUUUAUAUGAUUCCUCGGGAUAUGUCAAGAUAAAUGUAUUUUAAAUGUGAUGGUAUGCACAGGCAUGCAUUUCACCUACUGAGAAAACCUUUUUACUUGACCUUGCCAUUUAUGUGUCUUCCUAAUCAUUCUCCAGAAUGUGCCCCAGUAGCAUUUCAUGUGGUUCUGGAACUAUGUUUUACUUUGCUUUAUUUCUUUUACUAGCCUUUCAAUUAAAUCUUUUUCAUUUCAUACCUAGAAGAAGCGCAGUGAGUCUGGCAGCUGUCCUAAGAGGUGCUGUUAGUGCUGACUUCAAGGCAAUCUAAGUGGGAUCACUAAAGUUGUUAAAGGCCACAGACACCUUUACUUCUGGACUCCUGUGAUACCAGAAUUGACUUCAGCGAUUAAAGACUUAAUAGCUUUCAUUGAUUUGUCUCUGUCAUAAGGGAUUUUGUGAUGAACUUCUGCUUUGUGUGAACAUAGGUUAGUGCCAGACUUUAGUGACAAAUAUAACAUGAAAAAGAUAUUAACUUCCCUUAGGUGUAGUGAAGCAUCGAUGGAGUUGCAGGGACUAGAGAGGGAGGCUUUUUAGCAGCAGUGAAAUUGAUUAUUUCCCUUUGGAUCUGAGAGAAGGUGAAAACCUGAGUUUUUCCAAGAACUCCGGCUCUAAGCAGCAAAACUCGUUGCCACACAGGGUGGUUAAUUCUGCUGACCAGUGUUUGUUAAGAACAGGGCAGGAGGACAGGAGAGAACAACUUACUUGACAUGGAGCCACCCUGCAAGAGACGAUGCCUUUCUUUUGCUUUUUGUCUUUCCUACAUGUUUGGUUUUGGUUGUUUUUUUUUCCUUUCCAGGUACCUGCUGGCACUUCAAAGCAGGAUGCACUAUAUAUAAAAUAAGAAUAGAUUUGCUAUUACGUAACAUGUAUAAAUUGUUUGAGCAAGGGGAUAACACUAUGGGAUCAAAUAUAGAUAAGCGGUCAUUGAUUGGACUUCACAUUUAUUGAAAGAUUUUAGAGGCAUUUUAGUAACUAUACAAAGACUUCUAAGGGGAAAGCAAGGAAAAUCAGUUGUGAGAACCUGGUAGUGAAACACAUUUAGAUCCAAAAUGAUCAAAAACGCUUUUUGAUGGAUUUUCUACUAAUGAAAGAAACAGAGGUUUCCAGAAUCUAAUGGAGUAAGUUGGAGCUCUUAAAAGUAGCUGUUUCUUUUCUGUUACAAUAAGUUUUCCUUCCUUAAAGACAGAUUUGAUACAGCAAAGAGAUACGUUUUUCUUUUGCUGUUUUUAAGGGGAUAUUUCUAACAGACAAGUGCUUGAUUCCUUUUCUUCCUACGUGACUCAGUGUUGUCUGAUUUCUUUGCUAAUGAUGUCAAAUGUGUCUUACACUCUUUUUCUUCUGUUUGUUCCUAAAUGAGGUGCAACUGUGUGGGAAGAAAGACCAACACUAACUGUUGUAGUCAUUAAAAGAGCGCCACAAGAGAUGAUUUUUCACUGCAGUCCUAAGUAGAUGAAGCUGUAAAAUCUAAAUAUCGUGAAUAAAUGCAAUGUAAUCUCGA
Molecule: messenger RNA, 6411 nt
Organism: Coturnix japonica (Japanese quail)
Lineage: Eukaryota; Metazoa; Chordata; Aves; Galliformes; Phasianidae
Source: RefSeq, a predicted model, not a curated record